AGUGUCGAGUCUGCGCGGCUGCUGCAGGAUCCUGACGAGUUUAGUUUUUAUUAUUAAACGGCUGACGUGUUGACGUCAUUCUCGGUCUGUUUUCGGAGCUAAAACUUAAACCAGUUUAUCAAACUAUUUUGCUUGUGUUUCCUUUUCCGCGUGUGUGUGUAGAGGAUGAAAAACACCGAGGAUUAACACUGUAAAGGUGACUGCUUCAGGUAGGCUACAGGUUAAGCAGAGCUGUGCUGUGCUGAAGGUGACCUGAUAUUAACACCUGGUUCAGAUGCAGGCGGUGGGCGGGGCCUGCAGUCUGGACGAUGACAUGCUGGAUGGAGACCUGGGGGACGGGAUGGAGGUCGGAGCUGCUCACAGGUCCAGAAGGAUGAAGAGUCAGAGCUUUAGUGGACCCUCAGAGACGCCGCCGAGCACAGCAGGCAGACUCAGGAGUAGCUGGCAGGCAGAUGAGGACACAUGGAUCCACGGACUAAAGAGCACAGAGACCCUGCAGAGAGCCCGCUGGAAGCUGCAGUGCUCAGGGUCCCUGGCUGAUCUGUCCAAAGACGAGCUGAGAUACAGACUGCAGGAAGCCACUGAGGUGAUAGACGUGCUGUGCUGUGAGUUGGAGGUGGCACAUCAAUACUUUGAAGGCAAAUAUAAAGCUCUGAAGAUCUUACAGGGGAAGGCCAUUCUGGACAAAGCCACGUGUCACACCAAGAGUGUUCUGCAGAAGAGUGAGGAGAAGGCCAAAGCCCUGGAGAAGGAGGUGAACAGUCUGCAGUGGGAGAUCAGCUUCAGUCAGGUCCAGAUGAAGAAGGGUCAGCAGUCCUGGGAGCACCAGUACAACAGGGUUUUGAGUGAGAAUCGGACUCUGACUGAAAACCUGGAGCAGAGAGAGAGUGAGAUCCAGCAGCUGCGAGCAGAAAACUCAGCUCUGAGUCGGCAGUGUUUGGAGCUGCUGUCCAUGUUGAAUAUAAAGGAGCAGAGAGUUUACCAAGAAACCAAACCACAGUACAGCCUAGACAGAGACUCUGGUAUCCUGGAGAUGGCAGUGUUGGGGGCGUGCAGGUGUGUCGGUGUAUCUGAAGUUUGUCCGUGCAGUCGGACUGCAGCCGCCAGCAGAAAGCAGCUCAUCCAGCUACAGCAGGAGCUGGAUGCUCAGUGUUUGAGGAGGGAGGAGGCAGUGAUGGUUGCUGAUGCAUUUCGUAUCGCCUUCGAGCAGCAGCUGAAGAAACGCAGUGAACACUUCCUCAUGCUCGCUGAAGCUAACAUUCUAAAAUCGAAUCACUGCAGAGCUGAAGGUGCUAACAAGAGUCCUCGACUCAGUGUAAGUCAGAGGUUGAGAGGAUUACUCCCGUCAGGUCUGGAGGUGAAGAUGUCGGAUGAAAUGUUAGAGACUCUCUACAAACUGCUGGACCUGUUGAAUGAUAAGGAUGAGGCUCUGGCCCACCAGAGAAAGGUCAGCAUCAUGUUGGCCCACAAUGCUGAGGAGCUGCAGAGACAACUGCACAUAGACUCACGCCGCCAGUCCUCAGAGCAACCACAGUCCAGGAUCCCAUCAAAGCGACCUGGACAGACAUGCCGCCGCUCACUGUCACACCAUAAAGGCCAGAAGUCGAAAACCCAACCAUCAGACCCAUCAGAGUCCAGGAUCCUUUCUAUACCAGGAAAAGAACCACUAAGGAACCAGAUCCAGGCACACGCAUCAGAGUCCAAGACCCAAGUAAAAGCCUCCUCAGAGUUCAACAUCCAGGCACAGGAAAAUCUGACAGAGUCUCAGGUUCAGCCAGGACAACCACCAUGUCAGCCAGAGUCCAGGACUAAACCAAGUCUGUCAGAGUCAGAGCUGUCUCAUUCACCACAGACCUCCAUCCAGCUGAUCCACAACCACAAGGAGCCUGAUCCUGUAAUCCAGCAGAUGAAUCCAUUAGAAGAAACACAAGAACCAAUCAGGAACCAGAUCCAGUCAAACAAAUCUGAGUCCAAGACAAAACAAAUCUCAACAAAAUCCAACAACCAGAUACAAUCCAGACUUCAGCCAGGACCACCACUCAGUCUGUCAGAGUCCAGGAAUGAUAAUGAUCUACCACAGACAAAGUCUAAGAUACAACAACCAGUCUCACCAGAGUCCUACAGUCAGCCACAGUCCAACCACAGGAACCACAAGUCUGAAAUCCUGGACUCAGAUCCAUCAAGUACCAGGGUCCCAUCAAGGAAACCGCCAAGACCAUCAGGGAUCCAGAGCCCAACUGUUACUCCAGAGUCUCAGGCACAAGACACAUCCGAUUUUAAAAUACCUGAACAACAACAACAACAACAACCACAACCAGAGCUUCCAGAGGCCAUGGUUCAACCAGAACCACCACCAAGUCCAUCAGAGUCCAGGACUGAACCACAGGAGCUUUCAGACCCACCACAGACCAUCAUCCAACCGGUCCCCAAUCACAAGAGACCUGAGUCUGUGAUCCAGAUUAAUACAUCAGAUUCCUGGAUCCCAUCAAAACAAUCACAAGGAUCAUUAAAGAACCAGAUUCAGAAAACAUCAGACUCACCAGAGUCCAAGAACCAUUCGCAAGACCAGACGAAAAGUAUGUUUAGAGUCCAACAUCCAAACACAGCAACAACCAGACCUGCCAGAGUCCCAGCUUCAGCCAAGACUACCACUAAGUCUGUCAGAGUCCAGGACUGAACCAAAGGGGCUCUCAGACCACCACAGACCAAUAUCCAACCAGCUACAUUCACAAGAUCCUCGAGUCAGAAAUCCAACAUCCCGUCUCAUCAGUUUCCAGGAUACAGUCAAAGGAACUCCAGGGAUUCAGAGCCAGACUGCCACACCAGAGUCUGCGAUACAGGUCUCAUCAGAGUCCAAUGUCCAGGCACAGUAAUAACCAGAUCAAGUAGAUUCCCAGAUUCAGCCAGAAUGACAACAAAGUCGUUCAGUCUAGGACUGAUCCACCGCUGAAUAAGAGGAAAUCUGAAAGUGAGACUCGUGCUCAGUCCCAUUUCUAAUCUUUACCCCCUCCUCUUGUUUCGAGUGUCUCCUUGCCCCUUGGAAUACAGUUACAAGGGGUUCUGGUGAAAUUUCCCCCUACAAAAUGGAAUACCCCUUCAAGAAGAAACGGGACACCCCACCUCUAGAUGUGAAUGCGCAAUACGUAGGAGUAAGGCUAAGUGGUAGGGGCAAGGGGUAUAUUUGGACUGAGCCUAGUUGUAAGCUGGUAAUAUUACCACAAUUCUGAGAUCCUAGGCUCAGACUUCCAGAGUCCAGGAUCCCUUCAUAGCAAAUACAAAGAUAGCCUCUUUUCACGCUCAACGUGUUUACAUUAUCAGAUAAGUGGAGCUUCAGUUAUAGCGUGAUUACUCCAUUUAAGUGUUCUACGGUCCUUGUCCCAGUAUACAAGCACCUGUAUGUCUGACUCCUCUACAGUAGGUGGAGGUAUUUCCCCUUUCAGAUAGUUACUAUUGGACCUUCUUCAAACUGACCUAUUAUGUCACAUACCAAACAAUCAUCAGUUGCCACUUCUUGUUUGUCCUUCAAUCCAUGGAAAGAACACUGAGGGUCCAACAGCAUUAAUCCACAUGUAGGUACCAACAGAAGCCAGCAUCUUCUCCCAGCGUCCUACGUUAGAAAGCCUUUCCAAUCAGGUGGGGGGUUUCAAGGUUGGAAUGUCACAUUAAAGCUAUGAAUAUAUGGAAACCAGGGAGAGAGAGCGGGGAGAGAGAGCGGGGAAUGACAUGCAGAAAGGGGCCACGGGUGGAAGUGAACCCGGGCCUACCGCUCGAGAUGAGAGUCUCAACACAUGGGACGCGUGCCCCAACCACUGUGCCACCUGCGCGCCCCAACAUAUAAAUAGUUUUAACGCCAACCCAUGAGCAGUUUUUCUACAGUCACGUCUUUAUGUUCUUAAAAACCUCAUGUCAGGGAGGAAACUCCUGUUUUAAAUGUUUAAUAUAGCAGCAGAAUACAGUUAAAUAUUGGUGUCCAUACUCUUUAAAAUAUUUCUGCAUGAAUGUAAAGUUUUAAUUACACCAUAACACAGUAUUUAGUGUAAAUAGACACACAGAUCAGAUUAUUAGAGUUCAGGUCUGUAACAUUCAACACAUCUGUCAAAUAAAAGAGUGAAGCUUGA
Labrus bergylta (ballan wrasse) is the source of this 4118-nucleotide messenger RNA. It is a transcript of the gene ccdc125, whose product is annotated as coiled-coil domain containing 125. Gene Ontology annotation, cellular component: cytoplasm. The record is from RefSeq and is a predicted model, not a curated record. Gene Ontology annotation, biological process: negative regulation of Rho protein signal transduction; negative regulation of cell motility. NCBI's taxonomy places the organism in Eukaryota, Metazoa, Chordata, Actinopteri, Labriformes, Labridae.